Messenger RNA from Bursaphelenchus okinawaensis, 6436 nucleotides. The record is from the annotation of a GenBank genome assembly. Lineage: Eukaryota; Metazoa; Nematoda; Chromadorea; Rhabditida; Aphelenchoididae.
AUGAUGCGGUUUCGGCGAAGGAUAUUCGAACUGGUAAGUUGUAAAGUACAGUAGGGUAGGGUAGGAUAGGGUAAGGUAGAUCGUUUUUAAACUUUUUGCUUAAGGCUAGGCUUAAAUUGAAUUUUUAACUUAUUUAACCUAAAAUUAAAAAUUGACAAUUUUUUUAAAAACCGUAUUUCAGACCACCCUCCUUCUCAUCUUGCCUACCUUAAUAUCAGCCGUAUCCAUCGACAAUGACCUCAUCGGCGAGCCUGACAUCGAAUGUCUAGAUUCCCAAAUCAGGGUUUGGAUCAAGACUAGGAAGCCAUUUGCUGGUCGGAUCUAUGCUAUGGGGAAGGUCGAUGAUGAAGAGUGCAUCAAGAAUGACUUUAGCAAACACAAAAGCAAGAAACCCAAAUUUGACUUGCCUCUGGGCAAGUGUGGCAUGAAGAGCUUGAGGAGUGUAAGUUUGAAGGGGGUGGUUUUGGAGGGUGGUACUAAGGGUGUAUAAGUAGGUUUAAGGUAGGACAGAAGUAGAGAGAGAAAAAAGUAGGGGUGAGGAAAGCAUAGGUAGGGCAAGGGUAGUGUAGACAUGGGGAACGGGUCGGGCUGGGCCCACUUUUCAGGCCGCUGAAUGUUAGGUCCGGUCCUAAUUUUUUUACGUGGAAACGGCCCGUGCUUUUCGGAUUGCGUCGGGCUUUUUUGUGAUUUCCAGGGCCGGCUCGACUUAAAUUUUGCUAAGGCCCGAUGGUAGACUCGGCAUGUUAUCCAUAAUUAGUAGAGCAACGAAAUGGCAAGAGUAGGGUAUGAGUAAACCAUAGGUAGGGCAAGGGUAGAGGAACGAAAUAGCAAGAAUAAGGUAUGGAUAGAACAUAGGUAGGGCAUUGAUUGACUAAUUUUUAUGCAAGGGUAGGGUCUAAAACUUGGGUUAGGUGGGACACGAGUAGGGCAUGAGUAAAUUGUGUGUAGGGAAAGAGUAGAGCAUAUGUAUAGAUAGCAUGGGUAGGGCAUAGAUAGGGUGAGAAUAGGGUAAAUGUUGGCUAAAUUUUGGGCAAGGGCAGGUCAUGCGUAAGGUAUCGGUAGAACAUAGAAGCGACAAGAGUGUGUUAUAAGUAAAACAAGAUUAGGGCAAAAACAAGGCAUAAACAGAGUGUAGGUAGUACAAGGAUAAGGCAUAGUUUAAGUAAGAGCUGGGAAAGGGUGGAGCAGAAAUAGGGAAUGGGCAGAGUAAUAAGCAGGAGUAGGGCAAAGCUUGCGUUGGACGAGAGUUGGAAAGGUGUUUAAGAUCAGGGAUGGAUAAGUUUUUUAAAAGUUUUUAUUUCAGAUGGACCCACGAGGUAUGUACUAUGGUAUAACCUUGGUAGUAUCAUUUCAUCCAUUGUUCAUUACGAAAGUUGAUCAAGCCUUUCAUGUCAAGUGUUUCUUCGAAGAAGUCAACAAAGGACUGACAGCCGAAUUGGGAGUCAGGUGAGUUUACUGUAACAUUUUAUACUGUAACACGUUGUACUGUAUUACAGUUUUUUGAUAUUAUAGUAGUACUAAACUAGGGCUAGGGCAUGAACUUGAUCUAGGGCUAGGAGUAGGGCAUAGACCAUGGCAAGAGCAUGGGCUAGUUGUAGGGCUUGGACCAGGGCCAAGGAUAAAGCUCAGGCUAGGGCAUGCACUAGAUUUUAGGCUAAGAGUAGAGCUAAGACUAGGGCUGAAAGUAAUGCUAAGGCUAAGACUAGGGCUAGGCUAGCGAGUCGAUAAAAUUCAUUCUAAAACGUCAUUUUCAGUAUGAUAGCCACAACCGAACUGGACGCUCGACAUGGCAUUCCAGGCUGUAGUUACAGUAUCCAUAGGUCAUCGAUCGAAGACCUGGACGAUGGUAAGCCUCCAGGAGCUCCAAUUCAAUUUGCCAAGGUUGGAGACAAAGUGCUACAUCAAUGGCAUUGUGAUGAUUGUAAGUUUAAUUUGCUGUGUCGUAUUUUACAAAUUUUGGAUUUUAUUUGUAAGCCUAAAAUUUAAAAAAUUUCAUAUUUUUAAGCUUAAAGUUUUAAAAAUGGCAUAGUGAUAAGCCUACGACUUAAAAAAUGGCAUAGUUUUAAGCCUAAUCUUAAAAAUUUUUUAUAAUUGUAAGUCUAAAGCAAUAAAAAUUGGCAUAACUGUAAGCCUAAUAUUUAAAAAAUAACAAAAUGAUAAGCCUAAAACCAAAAAUGGCACAAUUUUACUUUUAAAACAAAAAAGGACGUUAGGUUAAGCCUAAAUUUUAAAAGAUUUUAUCAUUAUAAGCCUAAAACAUGAAAGUGUCAUAAUUUUAGGCCUAAAACUAAACAAUGUCGUUAUUUCAAGCCUAAAAUUUAAAAAAAAUUGCACAGUGACAAGCCUAAAACUUAAAAAAUAGCAAGGGAUAAGCCUAUAUUUUAAACAAUGUAAUUGCAAGCCUAGAAUUAAAAAGUGUCAUAAAUUUAAGCCUAAAACAUAACAAAAAGUUAUUAUUUUAAGCCUAAAUCUUAAACAUUGUGAUAGUUUUAAGCUUAAAAAUUAAAACAAUGACAUAUUUUUAAGCCUAAUCUUAAAAAUUUUUUAUAAUUGUAAGCCUAAAACAUAAAAAAUGCCAUUCUUUCAGCAAUGUAUGCUAUAUUGAUUCACAAUUGUUAUGUGACAGACGGCCUGAACCAAAAAUCAGAAGUGAUUGACUCUCGAGGCUGUCCGGUGGAUCCGCUUCUGAUUACGGGUAUACGGUACUCGGCCGACCUUCAACGAGCCUACGCCGAGUCGCAGGUCUUUAAGUACGCGGACAAACCAGGGCUGUGGUUCUUCUGUCAGAUCAGCAUGUGCAUGAAGAAGGAUGGGCUGUGCGAUGAGAAGACGGUAGGUUACUGUAUUUUUUAGAAGGAGUAAGAUUGACUGCAGUUGAGCAUGGGUAGAGAAUUGGUAGGCCAGGAGUACGGCGUGGAUAGGGCAUGGGUAGGAUAGGGUAGGGUAGGGUAGGGUUUCAAUUUGAAUUCAAGUAUACUGUAUUUCAGCCACCUCCCUGUUCAACGCGAGAGAGUAAUGUGCGCGCCCUACCCGGAAGUCAUGAAGACAGUGAUAGUGAAGAUGAUGAUAAUGAAGAAGAAGAGGAGACAAACACGACAGAAGAGGAGAUCGAAGAAGAGUAUGAUGAGACUACUCCUCCACCUACUACAAGACAAAGAAGCCCAUCGACGAAGCGGCCGAGGAAGGGCAAAACAACUACGAAGCGACCGACCAGUCGAAAAAACAAACAGUUUGAGUAGGUUUUACAGGGUUUGACGAUGGGUUGUAUCUGCUAUAUGAAAGGCUUUCUAUGAGAGGGUAGGUAGAAGAAUUGUGGUAUGGAGCUGUAUGGCAAUGGCAGGGGUUUGCUAUAAGUAUAAUGGGAUCAGGAUAGUUUUAAAAGCUGACUAGGGCGAUGAACGAGGCCAGAGUUAAGGCUAGCGUCUUGGCUUGGGCCCGAUCUAUGAGUCCAAGCCUAAACUAAUCUUCUCUUAAGCUAGGACUAGGCUAGGGGUUGAGCCAGGACUAGAGCCGGGGCUUCGUCAACGGCUAGGACUAGGACUAUAGAUAAGGCGUUAAUCGCUCUGGGAUAGGGAUUUGGGCUACGAUUAGGACUAGGAUUAGAACUAGGACUAAGGCUAGGGCUAUAGCUAGGGCUAGGGCUAGGGCUAGGGCUAGGGCUAGGGCUAGGGCUAGGGCUAGGGCUAGGGCUAGGGCUAGGACUAGGACUAGGGCUAGGGCUAAAGCUAAGGCUAAUGCUAAAUUUAGGGCUAGACUACAGCAUUUAUCUUUCAAUUUUCAGUGAACGAUCCAGAGGCACCCUCCCAGAUCCAGCGCCAGUGCCGUCUCUCCCCAACACCCCCGAGAAUCAAGGUAUACCUUACGGUGCUCUACCUCCUUCCUCGCCGAUUCUAGCUGAUAACAAUGAUAAUGCUCCGACCGUGUUUGGACCAGGCUUCUCACCCGACAAAGACGCGUUUGAGAAGCCGGUCGGUCGAAAAGAGUCGUCUCAUACCGACUUCGAAACGAACGACGAUCUACAUCCAGAAGAUACGAAACAGUUCGAUCAUCCCACGACGGCACAAGGCUCAGUACGAUUGUCUAGUGCACAGUCGAAAAAAGGUGGCUUUUUCGGACGGUUCUUAGGUUGGUUUUUGGGCACCAUUAACACGUUUUGUUUUGUUUCAGUAUCUUAAUAGUACUAUGACAUUUUUGAACUAGUGCUACAUUGAUAUCUUUUCACUAGUACGUAGUACUAUAAUAUCUUUGAGCUAAUACUUUCAUCUAGUAUUUAGUACCUUAAUGUCUUCGAUCUAGUACUAAAUUGAUACCUUUGAGCUAAUACUUUGACCUAGUACUAAGUAACGUAAUAUCUGUGAGCUAGUACUUCAGACUAGUACUUAAUACUAUGAUAUCAUCAAGUUAGUACUUAGUACUAUAAUGUCUUUGAGUUAAUACUUUUAACUAGUACAUAGUGCUAAAAUAUCUUCGAGCUAGUACUACUAAAAUGUUUUUGGUCUAGUACUUUUAACUAGUACAUAGUGCUAAAAUAUCUUCGAGAUAUAAUAGUACUAUUGCUGUAGUUUUUUAUCUGUUGAUACAUUUUUUGUUUGUAGUACAUACUGGUACUAUAAGAUCUUAGAAUAAGUACUAGUGUUGUUUUUAGUACUCACUAGUACCAUAAACUUUUAAUUUAGUUUUGGAGCUGUUUUUAGUUUGUACUGGUACUAUAAAUGCUAUAAAAGGUUAGGACCGCUUUUAGUACUUAAUAGUACUAUAAAUUAUCCGAAGUAGUACUAGUAAUUUUUAGUUUUUUACAAUGAUUUAUGUUCCAGUACGAAGAUUAUUUGAAAUUUUAGUUUUGGUAACAUUACAGUAUUCUAUAUUAUAAUACUAUUUUUGGUAAUUUUUUUUUGUGUUCUGCUGGGCGGGCUCUACCCAAUUUUUUAAUUUUUAAUUUUACCGUUUUUUUAAAUUUUGUUAGCUUCUUUAACUAUCACCCAUUCACGUUUUGUACAGUACUACACGUACUGUAAAACAAAAUAUUAAAUUUUGUACUCUAUUAUAAAUACUAUAGACUAUUACGGUACUAUAGGUACAACAGAGUAUCGCAAUACAACUAUAUGUACUAUAGAGUAUGAAAAUAGUAUACGUACUACAAAUUAUUUUCAUCAAAAUGCUAUACGUACUAUCAAAACAAACAAUAAUUUUUUUGAUACUAAAAGCCGACUGGUACUGAUUUGUAUGCCAUUUUUAGAUUAUGUUGACUAUGACUCGGAUGUGACCAUACCGCCAACUCUUACUGAACUCUUGGCCAAUCUGCCAGAAGACAUCAACAAAGAGGGGAUUCAGAAGAUGCUCAAGGAUUCUGUGAUGGAUCGGCGAGCUCUACUGAACAGUAUGGAUGAUCUGAUGAGUAAAGUAAGUUAACCUAUGGCUCUUUGAAGAUAAACAUACAUAAGGGACUAUGGCUAUAAUGAUCAUUGUUUAAAACUGAUUUUUAGCCGUAUCUUAGGUCAUCAUAUAAGCCUUUUACUAUAAUUUAAUAAAUAUUGUUUUAGCUAAAGGACAAUGAGAGCGAAGUACGACGAUCGCCGGGCAGCCGGUCGAAACGAAAGCCUGGGGAGAAAAUCGACCGAAUGGAGGUAAGUUUUGGUUUUAUCUUAUUAUAACCCUACCCGACCCUGCCCCGCCCUGCCCUGCCAUACCUUUUUCCCUAGUAUUACCCUACUCUGCCCUACCCUAACCUUCCCUGACAUGCCUUUUCGUAAACUACCUUGCCAUAACCUGUUUCGCCGUGCCUUUCCCCACCCUACCGUACCCUACCUUUACCCCUACCCUAUCAUUAUCCUACGCUACUGGCUUUUAUCUACUUCUACAGUAUAUCAAUGCCAUUUUAGGUAUCCUGGGACUCACAUCGCAUGAAGGACGAUCCGUUCCCAUCAGACAGCGAUGCUCCGAUGAUCUCUGGCCAACUAUUGAUCUACGAUUUGGAUGAAACGCCUCCUCUCGGGGCUACAUUACAUGGUAGGCUAGAAUUGGGGCUGAAGCUAAGGUUGGACGGGACUGUACUGGACUUGGCUGGACUGUCUCAGGCAUGGCUGGGGUCGGCUGGGCUAAAGCAAGGACCAAGGCUAAAGCUAGGGCUCGAGCUAAGGCUAGGACUUAUGAUAGGGUUAGGUCUAAAGCUAUGGCUAGAGCUAAGCCUAAGGAAGUGAUAGGUCUAGGGCUAAAUUCAUUUUUAAGCCUAAGAACCUCUUUGCGAAACUUUAAAUUUUUAGAAUUCGGCGUAGAAGCGGAGCGUGUAGACUCCACUAAUGGCUGUGCCAUUAGUCGGCAUGGGUUGGUGGUGUUGGCGAUGAGUAUGGGCUCAGUGGUGUCGACUCUAUUGUUCGUGUUGGCCAUUAUGUGUAUGAAACAGCGACGAGACACCAAAUCGACCAGAUCUUAUCAUUAA